Messenger RNA from Drosophila persimilis, 1828 nucleotides. RefSeq lists its product as uncharacterized. The transcript has 3 exons. The record is from RefSeq and is a predicted model, not a curated record. The coding region runs from base 16 to 1545 and encodes 509 amino acids. Lineage: Eukaryota; Metazoa; Arthropoda; Insecta; Diptera; Drosophilidae.
UACCAUCCUGCCAUAAUGUGGUGGUGGCUGCUGCUCACUUUUCCUUUGAUUAUUCAUUCCCAAAAUAAGGAAUGGUGCGAUCCAAAUUUGUGCGACAACGGUGCCCACAUACUGUGCAAGGAUACUGGGAAGUUUUACAACUCGUGCCCACGAGAUCAGGCAGAACUCAUCCCAAUGACAGAUAGGGUCAUAUCGAUGUUCACGCAUGUGCAUAACGAUUUGAGAAACAAAGUAGCAGCUGGCUACAAGGAUAUGCCAAAGGCAGCGAGAAUGUUAGAGAUGAGAUGGGAUCUGGAUCUGGCGAAAGUGGCCGAGGCGGCUGUGAGGCUGUGUAGAUUGGAGAAGCUCUGGUGUGCCACAACGCCAAUGUAUAUGUGGACCGGUCAGAAUGAAGCUAUGGAUAUGUCUGACUGCCUCAAGAGUAGUGAUUUGGUAAUAAGAAAACACCUAGACGACUGGAUCAGGCAGGGAGACUAUGCACGUAAGAAUCAUUUGACUGAUCCUUUCUCUGGGAUAACCGUGACAUACUUUCUUCAAAUGGUACGCGAUAGAUGUGACCGCUUUGGAUGCGCCGUCAGUCGCUUUGUCGAUAGAAAUAUAACGCAUCAGCUAAUUAAAUGCAUAUAUAGGUGCACCUUUGCGGUGUCUAGCCCCACAAAUCCCGUGUACGAGGUUGCACUCACAAAAGGAGGUGAAAAAUGUGCUUCAGGCCGCAGCACUAUUUACACCCAAUUAUGUCAUCGAAAGGAAAAGGCUAUACCAUGUUUGGAUGAAGAUGAACCUACCACUACCACUGAAUCUACUACUCCUAGCAUAAUAACUAUUACUGGUGCACCGGGUCCCCCUGGGCCACCUGGUCCUCCUGGUGAAUGUGAACCUUGUAAGCCUGGUGAACCUGGUGCAACUGGUGAGCCUGGUGCACCUGGUGAACCUGGUGCAACUGGUGAGCCUGGUGCACCUGGUGCACCUGGUGCAACUGGUGAGCCUGGUGCACCUGGUGCACCUGGUGAACCUGGUGCGACUGGUGAACCUGGUGCGCCCGGUGAAAAAGGUGAUAAAGGUGAACAGGGUGAAAAGGGUCCUCCUGGUCCAGAGGGUCCAGAAGGUCCAAAAGGUCCACCUGGUCCUCCUGGUCCUCCUAGUCCUCCUAGUCCUAAUAUUCCUCCAGAUCCUGACCAUCCUCCUAGUCCUGAUCGUCCUCCUAGUCCUGAUCGUCCUCCUGAUCCUGGUGAUCCACUUCCUCCCCACCCUCCUCCAGGCACGUACUACCCUCCACCAAUACCAAAGAACCCCCCUAUUGCACCACCUGGACCAGCUUUUCCCUAUCCAUCACCGCCUCCACUGUAUGAGCACCCCCCGCCAUGGAUAACAAGAUUAGCUCAGAGUAUAGAUGGAGCACCACGAAGAAAAGCCCGACCGAGGCCCCGAAUCAACUCAAAAGAGUUAAGUAGCGCGGAAUAUGACUUCUCCGAUUUCGUGCAUGAUGUGGAUCCAUGUGACAGCUGCACCACAACACCUUGCAAAUUAAAACAUCAUUGUUUUUAAUUUAUUCGAGAGUUUUAUACAUCAGUUUCUUCAGUUUGAUGACUAUGCAGACUGUUCAUGAGCGUGAACGGAACCCGACAGCAAGUCACGUCACAAAUAAAAUAUACAUGCAAAUCACAUCUCAACCGGACCGCGUCAAGAUGUUCAUGAAAAUUAACAGGAAUCGAAAAGGCCAUCCCAUAAACAAUACAUGGAGUAAAAAUCGAUCAUAAAAUCCAGUAAUAUGUAUCUAUACCAUACAACAUACAUUUUAAAAAUAAAACUGUUCAAAUUUACAACUCAG